CUGUAUGUGGUUAAGUGUCAGUUUAGUUUGCAGGAACUGAGCUGAUGGAGUCAGAAGACGAGGAGGAGGUGGAGGACAGUGAGUGGAUCACUCUGGACACCGGAUUCCCAGCCGGACGUGUGGAGGACAAUCCCAGAGUGAUCCUGCAUUUUGACAUGGACUGUUUCUACGCCCAGGUGGAGAUGAUCCGUAAUCCAGCGCUGCGCUCCAAACCUGUCGGAGUCCAGCAGAAGUACCUCGUCGUCACCUGUAACUACAUGGCGAGGGCGCAGGGCGUGACCAAAAUGACGUCCGUGGAGGAGGCUCUGGAGAAGUGUCCUGACCUGGUGCUGGUCAGAGGAGAAGAUCUCACCUUCUACAGAGAAAUCUCCUACAAGGUCACAGAGCUGCUGAUGUCAUACUGCCCACUGGUGGAGAGGCUGGGCUUAGACGAGAACUUCGUGGAUGUGACGGAGAUGGUGGAGAGCAGGAGGAGGAACACAGACAUCUCUGAGCUCUCCUUCGUGGGCCAUGUCUAUGGACAUGACGUCUCCGGCGUGGCCGUACAGGACCACGUGAGUCUGGCGCUGGGCUCGGUGAUAGCGUCUGAGCUGCGGGAGGUGCUGUUCUCCAGACUGGGCCUGACCUCCUGCGCCGGCGUGGCGAGCAGCAAGCUGUUAGCUAAACUGGUGUCAGGGACGUUCAAACCCAACCAGCAGACCACGCUGCUGCCUCAGAGCGUCUCCCAGCUGAUGAGCAGCCUGAGCGGACCGAGCAGAACGCCGGGAAUCGGUCCCAGGACAGCUGAGAGACUGAAGGCUCUGGGUGUGCUCAGUGUUCGAGAUCUGCAGCUUUUCCCUCUCAGGCAGUUGGUGUGUGAGUUCGGAGAAGCUAACGCUAAACGCAUGCAGAGCCUCGCUUGCGGCGUCGACCUUUCACCUGUCACCCCCACCGGUCCCCCACAGUCUCUGAGUAAUGAGGACUCGUUUAUGAAAAUCUCCACACUGAGUGAAGCAGAGCGUAAGAUCUCAGAGCUGCUGCUCAGCCUGAGCGAGAGGAUGCGUAAGGACGGCAGGUUGCCUCAGACGAUGAAACUGUCUCUGAGACGGAAUGGCGCACCGAGCCGCUGGUUCAGCCGAGAGAGCAGACAGGGUCCCAUUCCCACACACACUGCACACAGGAUCAUUAACGGCUGCCCGGAGGCGGUGCCUCAGCUGGUUUCCAUAGCGAUGAAGCUCUUACACAAACUGGUGGACGUCAGAGAGCCGUUUCACCUGACGAUGCUGAACAUGUGUUUUACCAACCUGCAGGCCAAAACGUCCAACAGGAACACCAUCAGCUCCUUCUUCACCUCCGCGCACUCACACACACACACCUCCUCCACGCACAGUGUGUGUGACGCGCCUUCCAGCUUUACCCAACCAGAAACUCUGUGUGGAACCACGAACACACAGAACAACCAACAAACAUCCUCAUCAUUAUCCUCAUUGUCAUCUCCGUUUAUCCAGCAGCCAAUCAGAGCCGCUUCCUCAGUGCCUCCUGUUCCGGAACGUUCUGAUCCCACACCAGACUCCCGCAGCGUGAACAUUCCAGACCUCCCCCCUGACGUGGACCCGGACGUGUUCAGAGCUCUCCCGCCGCACAUCCAGAUGGAGCUCGUGUCCAGCUUCCAGGAAGAUCCAGUGGAGAGACAGGAACGUCACAGCCAGUCGGCUCCACCCUCGCCACGUUCCGAUGACCUCAUCACACAGCGCCGUGGUGAAUCCGAGGAGCCGGAUGACGUCAGCGCCGCGGAGCGAGCACCCGGUGGUCCUGACGUUCCUCCUAACGUAGAUCCGUACGUGUUCUCCCAGCUUCCCCCGGACAUGCAGAGAGAACUGCGUACAGAGUGGAGGCGGGGCAAACCCACGCUCAAAAUGUCGCCCAAACACACGUCCAGACGCAUCACCGCCACCACGACUCGAGACAAGAGACCUGCGGCGAAGCGCUCUCACAGCGGCAGCCUGCUCAAAUACUUCAAACCCUCAGAUAAACGCUCCUGAAUGUGCCUUCAUUGACCGUCUAAUCAGCAUAAAUUUAAUUUCAACAUCGUGUUCUGUCUCGCCUCAAAUCAGACACGCAUCAGAUAAUAGACUGUAUUUUAUAUGUAUAUAUUUGAUGAGUGGAGCAGAAGGGGCGGGGCUUAUCCUCCAUAGUAAAAGACCCCAGUGUGCGAUUUCAGACGUAUAGAAAUAUUUCACAUUUAGAAGUUUUUAUACGGAAACAGUUGGUUAAUAAAAACACAAAAUGACAGCA
Molecule: messenger RNA, 2274 nt
Organism: Ictalurus furcatus (blue catfish)
Lineage: Eukaryota; Metazoa; Chordata; Actinopteri; Siluriformes; Ictaluridae
Gene: poli
Product: polymerase (DNA directed) iota
Exons: 9
Coding region: 45-2021 (658 amino acids)
Biological process (GO): translesion synthesis
Molecular function (GO): DNA-directed DNA polymerase activity; damaged DNA binding
Source: RefSeq, a predicted model, not a curated record